AUGCCCAAGGUCUCUGACGUCCCCAACCUCGGCAAGGCUGUCGUCGACGCGCUCCAGCGUGGUGCCCCCGACAUCGACCUCAACGACCUGCCCAUCCUCCAGGACAUGUCCGCCGACAGGCUCACUGAGAACGUCAUUGCUAUCAACUCGAACACCCCCGACCAGCGCCAGAAGUUUGUUCUCGAGCAGCUUGUCAAGCACGUCCACGCGUUUGCCAAGGAGGUCAACCUCACCACUGAGGAGUGGAUGGCUGGUAUCAAGUUCCUCACCGCGACCGGCCAGAUGUGCACCGACAUUCGCCAGGAGUUCAUUCUCCUCUCGGACAUCUUUGGUCUGUCGGCUCUUGUCGACACCAUCAACCACCCCAAGCCCGAGGGCGCUACCGAGGCCACUGUGCUCGGCCCCUUCUUCGUCGAGGACGCCAAGACCAUCCAGAUUGGCGAGGCCAUCGCUUCGGAUGGCAAGGGCGAGCACAUGCUUGUCAAGGGCCGCGUGACCGACCUCCAGGGCAAGCCCGUGGCCAGGUGUCUCAUUGAGACCUGGGAGACUGACGAGGAGGGCUACUACGACACCCAGUACGGAGAGUUCGAGAUGGACUGCCGUGGCCGUCUGUACACCGACGACGACGGCAACUACUCGUUCCGCUGCGUCAAGCCCGUCCCCUACCCCAUCCCCAAUGACGGCCCCGUCGGCAAGCUCCUGCGCUCGAUGGACCGUCACGUCUUCCGCCCCUCGCACCUGCACAUGAUGUUCCAGAAGGAGGGCAUGGAGGAGCUCAUCACCUCGCUCUACUUUGAGAACGACAUCUUCCUGACCUCGGACGCUGUCUUUGGUGUCAAGAGCUCGCUCGUCACCGACCCCAAGCUCAUCGAGGACGAGGCCGUGGCCAAGUCGCACGGCUUCAAGAACGGCCCUUACUGGCACCUCGACCGCGACUUUGUCCUCAUCACCACCGAGGAGUCCAAGGCCCAGAUCGCCAAGGAGCGUGAGGAGCGUGCCAAGGAGGUUUCCGCUUAA
Apiotrichum porosum is the source of this 1017-nucleotide messenger RNA. RefSeq lists its product as uncharacterized. The record is from RefSeq and is a predicted model, not a curated record. Gene Ontology annotation, molecular function: ferric iron binding; catechol 1,2-dioxygenase activity. Gene Ontology annotation, biological process: catechol-containing compound metabolic process. The transcript has 3 exons. Lineage: Eukaryota; Fungi; Basidiomycota; Tremellomycetes; Trichosporonales; Trichosporonaceae. The coding region runs from base 1 to 1017 and encodes 338 amino acids.